Messenger RNA from Danio rerio (zebrafish), 2922 nucleotides. Lineage: Eukaryota; Metazoa; Chordata; Actinopteri; Cypriniformes; Danionidae. The record is from RefSeq and is a predicted model, not a curated record.
AGCUCUCUUGACUGACUGAAAAUGUUCCGCUGUUUUGCUUGUAAAGCGGUACAUUUAACAAUUAAUGACCUCAUUCGUCAUCUAAAACUCAUUCAUGCUUAUUAUCCUGGGAAAAAAUUGAACUUGAAAUGUGCACAGAACAAUUGCAAGCAUAGCUUCAUGACUUAUGCCGGAUUUCGAAAACACUUGAGUAGUGUUCAUAGACAUGAAUUUCUAGACCAAGCAGAGACUGAAAAUCAGACUGAAGAUACUGAACCGUCACAAUUAAAUAAUCAUAAUGAACAACAACCUGAGACACCACUCGGUGAUAAAAGGAGGGUGAUUGACACUCAAGAAAUGUGUGCAUCUAUUGUUGCUAGAUUGCAAAAUAGUGGAGUAGCAACCAGUGUUGUAACUUCUGUAAUAUCGGACAUGGAGGAACUGGUCCAUGAAAUACAUUCUGAUAUUAAAAGUAAAGUAAUGAAUUUACUUCCAGCAAAGGAUUUUGCAACACCAUCCCAGGUAGAUGACUGUUUUAGUAGUCUGAAUAAUCCAUUUACAAAUCUAAACACAGAACACAAAUGGAAAAAAUAUUUCAAAGACAAAUGGGCUGUCGUCGAUCCUACUGAGAUAAAGCUAGGUGUACGAUUUGACAGUAGAUUGAAUCGAGUGACGAGGACUUAUGAUCAAGUUCCUGUAAUCGACAAGUUCAUUUACAUUCCCCUUUUGAACACAUUGCAGUUUAUAUUUAGGAAUUCGGAUAUAUGUAAACAUAUGACAAGUCCAAGUGCGAGUACAUCUGUCUAUAAAGAUUUUUGUGAUGGGGAUUAUUUUAAAAACCACCCACUUUACAGUAAACAUAAAAAUGCACUUCAGAUACAGUUAUACUAUGAUGAUUUUGAAUCUGCUAAUCCGCUGGGCUCGAAGCAAGGCAUUCAUAAAAUUGGAGUAAUUUACUUUAUUCUCAGGAACUUUCCACCCAAAAUGAAUUCAAGCUUAAUGAACAUACAUUUAUUGUCAUUAUUCUAUGCACAGGAUAUUAAAAACUAUGGAUUUGAUGCAAUUUUGCGGCCCCUUGUUGAAGAUUUAAAAGUCCUUGAAAGUUCUGGCAUUCCAGUUCCUUUCUCCAAAGAUCCCUUGUUUGGCACUAUUGCACAGGUUACUGGCGACAACUUGGGAAUGCACACAAUUCUUGGUUUUAUGGAAUCUUUUAGUGCCCUUUACUUUUGUCGGUUCUGUUUAGUAGACAAAAAAACAUCUCAGUCUGUUUUCAGUGAAGACGACACUAAUAUUACAUUAAGAAACAAAGCGUUACAAGAACAGCACUAUGCAGAUUUGGUAGCUGACCCUAGCAUUACUUCAUCUUUUGGGGUUAAGCGUACUUGUCUAUUUAAUGACUUAAAAUACUUUCAUAUUUGUGACAACUACUCCCCUGAUAUAAUGCACGACAUCCUCGAGGGUGUUGGUCAGUAUGAAAUGAAGUUACUUCUUGAAUAUCUUUCUGGCAUUAUACCAAGACAAGACGUAUGUAACAGAAUCUAUUCUUUCAAUUAUGGCUUUCUUGAAAGAAAAAACCGACCCACUAGAUUAAAUCUAGACAUUCUGUUUAAUACGGAACAUUCCUCUGAUAUUUGGAGACCUCAUUGAAGAGGAAAAUAAUUACUGGCGUUUAUUACUAUUGUUGUUACAGAUCAUCAACAUAGUGUUUUCUCCUGUGAUAACAGAAGGCAUGACCUACUAUCUGAAACAUCUAAUUUUAGAACAUCAUAGUCUUUUUAAAGAGCUAUAUCCACAAAAGUCUUUGAUUCCCAAGCAUCAUUUUAUGCUACAUUAUCCACAUUGUAUACGCAAAAUUGGUCCAUUAGUACAUGUAUGGUCGAUGCGUUGUGAAGCGAAACACAAGUUUUUUAAAAACAGCAUAAAAAAUUUUAAAAACCUCACCAAGUCUUUUGCUAUAAAACACCAAUAUGCAAUUGCGUAUCAUUGGGAAAGUUUACCCGUUAAAAAUGUUGAAUAUGGACCUUUAAAAACUCUAGACCUUGAUGAUUUGCCAUAUCGUGACAUUAUUCUUAAAAUGUAUCCACAUUUUUUGGACCGUGAGAUCACAGUAACUUCAUGGCUGAAAUAUUCAGGAACGGAAUAUCGUCAUGAUCUACUGGUGUUCAGUAAAAUGGAGAAGGACUUACCAAUUUUCAGUAAAAUAUGUGAAAUUAUUUUCAUAGAGGACCAAAACCUUUUGGUAACUAAAGACUUUGAAACACUUGGAUUUGUUGAGCAUCUUCAUGCAUACCAUGUAAGAGAAAAUAACACUUUUGGUUUGUCAAGAGUUGAGGAUCUUCCUUUUUUCAGACCAUUUGACUUACAGGCAUCAUAUGGAUUUGAAGAACCAUAUUUGUAUAUUGUUCCAGUGCAUUGUUUUGUGCACGAAAAUAUUUAAUUAGCUUGCACUAAUUUCUGAUUGUUUAGCACAUAAGCUGAAUGUAUUUACAGAUUUUAUAUUGAAGUCAGAAUUGUGAGUUUUUAGCUUGUUCCUUUUUUUGUGGCAGAAAUGAGCUUAGUUGCUUCUAUGGGCACUUUCAUGUUUGCACUUUAUGAAAUAAGUAUAUGUUGUUUCAGGUAACCUCAGGUUUAUGAGUUUUCUACGAGUUACAAAACAACAAGUUAUAUGAUUUCUAUGAGUUACAAAAAACGAGUUAUGAUAUUUCUAUGAGUUACAAAAUGAGUUAUAUGAUAUUUCUAUGACUUGCAAAACAAGGAGUUUUUAAACAAUGGUCUUUUUUAUUGCGCAUGUGUUAAUUCUAUUUUCUUGCACUUGUGGAAACAGAUUUUCUAAAGUUUGUUAAAAAAAAUUGAAAUAUGUCGUUGCAUUUUUAAAUGCAGAGUUGAAUGUAUUGAAAAUAUUUCUAAAGUUUAAUGAACAUUUAAUAAACAAUUUUCAACAUA